This is a messenger RNA of Ostrea edulis (European flat oyster), 2685 nucleotides long. RefSeq lists its product as uncharacterized. The record is from RefSeq and is a predicted model, not a curated record. Bases 691 to 1260 code for a protein of 189 amino acids. Gene Ontology annotation, biological process: Golgi to plasma membrane protein transport. Gene Ontology annotation, cellular component: plasma membrane. NCBI's taxonomy places the organism in Eukaryota, Metazoa, Mollusca, Bivalvia, Ostreida, Ostreidae. The transcript is spliced from 5 exons.
CUACCAUUUUGCAAACAGGGUAAGAUCAGGUGCUUUUUAUGUAAUCUACCUUAAUUCAGUUGUGGAUCAUAUAUUUUUUAUAGAAACUGAAUUUACAAUGUAUAUUCCUCUGGGCGAUGUGUUACAUUACUCUGAUGUACCACAUGUAUGAAUAAGAUUUUCCCUGGAGUGAUUGGGAGUGGUUUUCAUCACGAGGCUGGUUUAAUUGUCUCUACCGAUGGUCAUUUAAAGUAAUCUUAUCGUUUACUUCCGGCUUCUUUGUCACCAGACCGUGUCGAAACCUUGGUUCACUUGAUUUAAUAGAUAAUAGUUUUACUUACAUUAAUAAGAAAACAACAAUAGAAACAAAAAUCUAGAUAUUUUUCACAAUCAGGAAACAUUUGCUGGGUGUACCCAGAUUACUGUACCCGAGUUUUUCUCAGGUGCAGAAUUUUGAUAAUAAAUAACUUUGACGCACUUGUUUUGAACAGGAUAUUGUAGGUGGAGUUAUUACAAGCGUGAAGAAUUAAAAAAAAAAGAGUUAAAAAAAAAAGUCUGUGUGAAAAUUAAAAUACCUGUAUUCGCUAGAAAUAUCUUUGUACCUGUUUCAAUUUAAACCCGAACCUGCGAGACUGUAUAACCGGAAUUAGUUCAGUAAGUGAUUGUUCCCCAUCGCACAGUCCAGUGCAUACCUUCUACACGGAAUACAUCAUGAAGAAAAAGAAAGAAAAGAUUGAAAGAGGACGUCACAUGCGAAAGGGAUUAAAGAAGCGACACGACGAUACGGAUAUAGACCCCGAGAAUCCGGAGGAGGGGGAGAAAUGUUUACUCACGGAAGACAAAAGAUGCCGGAGCCUGGAAGAUCUGCACAAUCCAGAUCAAGAAAGGAAAGACAUGAAGAAAAUUGUUCGUAUGAACAGUAUGCGGAAGGCCAAGAGUGUGGACGACAUCUUGCGCGAGCAGCUGGAGGAAGUCAAAGGUGUCAUGCAUAAAAAUAUCAUAAAGAUUCGGGAUCGGAAUGGCAAAUUAGAUGACCUUGUUAACAGAGGAGACACCCUAACGGACUCGUGUCAAGGAUUCAUGAUGGUCAGUAAGAAAGUCCAGCGGAAACAGAAACUGAAGUAUUGGAAGUACCGGAUAUUACUCGGGGUCACCGUGGCGGUGGUCAGCGUGAUACUGCUAGCAGUGAUCCUAGUGGUGGUAUUGUCACAGGAAGAGGAUACGCCCACCUACCACAUAUGGCACAACCCCAAUCAGAGACCGAUUAAUGGAACGUCAUAAUACUAACUACCUCAUGGUGUGCUAGUGUACUAUGUCACGUGAGGAUGAGUGAGUGCAUUAAGUAAUGUGUGAGUCCAUGUAGUGGGUGUCAAUAUUAUUAAAAACAGUAGAAGUAAGAGGUGUGCGAGAGUUUCCUUUUAAUAGUACAAUGUUUAAAACCAAUUAUGUUAGCCAAUAUGUUAAGUAUUUUUCCCCAAUGUAUAUUUAACAAUAAUUUGUAAAGUGUACUUAUUUAAGUGCGUUUUGUAUUUUCUAACAGAAAAACUCGGUAAAUUUUACACUAUAAGCCAUGGUUGCACUAUACACAAACUACAAAUUUUAUAUGCUCAGUAAAGUGAUUUUCAUUAUACUAAAAAGAUGAUAACAUGUCAUUUAUCUUACUGAUAUUCAAUUGUUAAAGGAACUAAAAUAAGAGAAUAUGUCAUUUAUCUCAGUAAUAUUCAAUUGUUAACGGAAUUAAAAUAAGGUAAUAUGUCAUUUAUCUCUGUAAUAUUCAAUUGUUAAAGGAACUAAAAUAAGAGAAUAUGUCAUUUAUCUCAGUAAUAUUCAAUUGUUAACAGAAUUAAAAUAAGGUAAUAUGUCAUUUAUCUCUGUAAUAUUUAAUUGUUAAAGGAACCAAAAUAAGAUAAUAUGUCAUUUAUCUCAGUAAUAUCUAAUUGUUAAAGGAAUUAAAAUAAGACAAUAUGUCAUUUAUCUCAGUAAUAUCUAAUUGUUAAAGGAAUUAAAAUAAGAUAAUAUGUCAUUUAUCUCAGUAAUAUCUAACUGUUAAAGGAAUUAAAAUAAGAUAAUAUGUCAUUUAUCUCAGUAAUAUCUAAUUGUUAAAGGAAUUAAAAUAAGGUAAUAUGUCAUUUAUCUCAGUAAUAUCUAAUUGUUAAAGGAAUUAAAUUAAGAUUACAUGUUACCUCUGACAGAAUUAAAAGACGCAGAUAUACAUGUACUGUUUAUUUCUAAACUGCAAGCUGCUGGUGGGCAUGCACGAUAUACAUGUACAUGUAAAUACAUUGUACAUUAUGUAUCUUGGUCAAUCAGGAUAUCUGUUGGGCAUGGUAUAGUAUUUUGGUUUAAUUUCUAGAUAAAAAUACUUAUCUUAAGGGUAAUGUAUCUUCCCGCAAAUAUGAAUACUUCAUAAUUUUACACCCCUUUUAAAAGUUUCGCUGUGCUUUGUGAGGGUCAAUUAAGAUGCUAUUUUCUUUCGAUUGUCAAAAUUGCGCCUCUUGCCUUAUAUGUGCCGACCGUCUGGUUACUCAUGCGUUUUAAGGACGUCUCUCGGUUGUCUGUACUAAUGGACAAUUAAAAUUUCAUGCUUGAUUUUAUCGGAUCAUUUCUAAAGUACUUGGUACUACAUUUUAUUUUUCAAAUUUUGUGUCCCAAUCAACAGGAAAAUGUAAUAAUUUGUUUUGUCAUGAAUAAAGAAUUUUUCAUUAG